UCUCAACGUUGUUAUCGUAUGUCGUAUGUGAACACCAUUAUAUUGAUCUCUCCCAUAUUCAACACAAUAGAGGCUUACAGGGGCAUGGUACGACAUCAUCGGCACAUGCCAAAACCCUCUUACAGUUUCCUUGGGACGACAACUAACUCAAAUGCUGCAGUUAUUGGAUUUCUUGUUUUCAUAAUACUCACUGUUUACUGCUAUGCCCUUUUGCAGAUCUCACAGCCAAUCGAAUCUUCGUUGACUAAUAGUGCUCCGGUGUUCCGACCUCAGCUGACUCUUAUUCUCUCCCAACAAAGAUCGGGUUCCAGUUGGCUGGGCUCCAUUUUCAACUCCGAUCCAGAGAUAUUCUAUCUGUUUGAACCGCUACACACCAAGAUAUAUCAGUCAUCAUCCCUCCUUCUCUCCACUGUCGAUGCUCAGGUUGAAAUUCUCCACAAUAUUUGCACCUGCAACUUUGACAGCGAAAUACCUUCUUAUGGUGUUUUGGAGCACAGCAGUGUGGGGCAACGAGCUCAAACUUUGCUCUACAACGUGGAUACAGGUUACCUUCGGGACCAGUGUUUAUCAGCUAAAGCAAGAGUAGCUAAAGUGGUCAAGAUAGCAGACAUUUACACGUUAGAAAGACUGCAGACCAAAUACCCAGGGUGCGAGUUAGAUGUGGUCCAUCUUGUUAGAGAUCCGAGAGGUUCCGUCAACUCAAGGAUGGGAACAUUCCAGAGGUUCUUUCCCGGAGAGGUGACAACAACGAACUUUACAGUGGAAGAUGUGAGCAGGGCUGCUGGGAUUCUGUGUGAGGAUCGGACCAGGUUGGUUAAGGGGCUGCAAACUUUUCAUCGAGCUAGGAGACUUCUGACCGUCAAGUAUGAGGAUAUAGCAGAAGAUCCUAUAACAUCGAUCAAGGAUCUAUUCUCACAACUGGACAUCACAUUCUCGAUCAGCGUGUACAACUACAUUCUAGAGUCCUCCAAAGCAUCCAGCAUAGAGUCUGGUGGGUAUGACACAAUGAAGAACUCCCGGGCAGUAUACAAAAAGUGGAUGCAAACCAUGGAAACCUCACACGUCCAAGCAGCAACCGUUGCUUGUUCUGAGCUGUUAAAAACUCUGAACUACAACACCACACUCUCCUGAUAACUUAUCACUUCUUGCAUAAUUUAUGUUUUUAUGAUUUGCUCCUCUUCACAAGUUAGACGAUUACAAUAGCAGGGACACGUGGACUGCCGUGCAUGACGAGGCAAGCAGCCGCCGAGCAGCUACUCAAAUAACCGGGCCAUUCUCCUUUUCUGAUAUCGGUUAUCGUGUUUUACACGUCUGUUUAAUAUAAGUGUCCACAGUAUAGUUGAUUUGCUUGCUUGAAUACCUGGACAAUACUUCCUAUCGUGACGUUUUAAUUAGAAUUGUAGGCUGAAGCAGUAGACAGAUAGAUACGAAGAAACAGCCGCUGUGUUAUAUUGAGGUCGAUUGCUUGUUAUACAGUGUUACAGAGUGUUCUAAGUAAAUUAUCAUUAGCUCUAUAUAUAAGCUGUGUAAUUACUUGUUACAAGAUCAGAGGAUAAUUUUCUCUUAACAUUGACCUUUGUACCUUGAUGACAUAUCGUCUUUACCGUCACCAUUUACCAGUUAUCCUCUUAUAGUCAGUCUUCAGAGCACAUUUACCUCCACUCUGUAUGUUCUCAUAGUUCAUUUCAUUUGUGGGACCUUUUAAUGGUGUUUCUGUUUGUGGUUAGAAACCUGAUCAGUGGUAUUUUACUGUGAAAUUACAAAUCGACUUUACAACUCACACUAGACCGUAGAGCCCCCUGUACUUACUAUUCUCCUAACUUUAUCCUAAAACUUUGUCUGAUUGGACCGACCGACUCUACAGUAAUCGGCAACUUGUUUAAUUAAAUCUAUUUUGAUUAAGUUUAAUGUGUGCGGUGAGAUUGUCUGAUAGCGUAGUCUCAGUUGCAAUUGUCACUGCUGACUACUCUUAAUCUCGCUUCUGACCUAAUCAAUUUGCUGCCUUGACAAUGGUCUUUGUAUUUGUAUUUUGUACUAUGUUGGAUAAAUUUUUAGAUGCAUCUAAUUACAGCUCUUAAUUUCAGAAAGUAUACGUUUUG
Molecule: messenger RNA, 2099 nt
Organism: Bolinopsis microptera
Lineage: Eukaryota; Metazoa; Ctenophora; Tentaculata; Lobata; Bolinopsidae
Product: carbohydrate sulfotransferase 1-like
Exons: 8
Coding region: 19-1131 (370 amino acids)
Biological process (GO): N-acetylglucosamine metabolic process; sulfur compound metabolic process
Molecular function (GO): N-acetylglucosamine 6-O-sulfotransferase activity
Source: RefSeq, a predicted model, not a curated record